Messenger RNA from Bipolaris victoriae FI3, 261 nucleotides. RefSeq lists its product as hypothetical. The transcript has a single exon. Lineage: Eukaryota; Fungi; Ascomycota; Dothideomycetes; Pleosporales; Pleosporaceae. Gene Ontology annotation, molecular function: protein binding. The annotation marks the transcript as partial. The record is from RefSeq and is a predicted model, not a curated record.
GGUGCCACUGCAUUAACCCAUGCUGCCUUAUGUUCAGUAAAGAUCGUUGAUAUGGUACUUGCAACAGAAGGGAAUAUCGAAAGUAUAGUAGAAAGCGAUGGCCGUACACCAUUAUCACAUGCUGCGAAAUAUGGAAAGCUGGAGAAUGUUAAGAGAUUAGUUGAAGCAGGUUGUCCUACGAAUGUAACCGACAAUGACGGAGAAACACCGUUGUUUCUAGCGGUAAACAACGGGCAUCUGAGUACAGUCAAAUACUUACUU